UAAAUAUCGUUAAUAAUUUCAUUAAUUUCGCUUUUCAUUGAUUUAUUUAAAAUGUGACAUUCGUUUCGGAACCACAUUCACAUCAGUCGCGAAAAAAAUGGCUGAACAACAUUAUAACGUUACGGCGGAACAGCGAAAAAUUUUAGAAGAAAAAGCUAAAAGAAGAUUAGUCCUCCGUAAUGAGUUCCUUAAACAAUCCGCCAACCCGUAUAGGCAUGCAUUGAACGAAGGGGGCACCGUCUUCGAUCCAGCAGUUCAACGAUUCGUUUCUAUGAAAGUAACCACUUACGAACACUUCAAACCGAAUUUCAAGAAUUCAAUAAUGUUCCUCGCCCUCGCCGGAAUUCCAUUUUCGAUUUAUUCUUAUUUCAUGUAUAAAUCGAGAACGGAAAAUGAAGCUCGAUAUCGAAGGGGCGAAAUCGCCUACAAAGACCGUCUAUUUAAAUUUAUUUAGAAAAAAAAAGACAUUAAAAAAAUUGGGAAAUCAAGGAAGAACUAGAAGAUGCAUGAUGUUGUUAGUUGGUUUUAAAAGUUUUUUUUUUUCGUGUAAAUAAAAGAAUUAAUCUUA
Molecule: messenger RNA, 568 nt
Organism: Onthophagus taurus
Lineage: Eukaryota; Metazoa; Arthropoda; Insecta; Coleoptera; Scarabaeidae
Product: NADH dehydrogenase (ubiquinone) B15 subunit
Cellular component (GO): respiratory chain complex I; mitochondrion
Source: RefSeq, a predicted model, not a curated record